UCUUUCUGUUGAUAACAAAUACAGUUAAUUACCUGCACGCGUAUUUACUAGGUCGUGCUCAUAAAAUCAUAUUCAACCAGUGACUCAAAAUUCACGCCGCAAAAAUGGCGUUACUAAGCCAAAUAAUCUCACUUACCGUGUUAGUUCUAACCGUCGAAGCAGCGGUCAACCCAAGGUACUACCCUCGCUACCAUCUAGCCCCCGAAUGUGGUUGGAUGAACGACCCCAACGGCCUGAGUUUCUACCAGGGAUUCUACCAUCUCUUCUACCAAUACAACCCGAAGUCCAGUCUAGAACCAGGCAUAGCGCAUUGGGGCCACGCCAGAAGCCGAGACCUUGUGAAUUGGGAACCGCUGUCUAUAGCUAUGUAUCCUGAUGAGACCUACGAUGCUGAUGGCGUCUUCAGCGGCAGUGCGUACAUUGAAGAUGGAUUGUUGUAUUUAUACUUCACGGGUAAUGUCAAUCUUGAUGCUGUUGUAUACAGGAAUGAAACCCAAGCUUUAGCUGUUAGUGGUGAUGGAUUCCGCUUCGUGAAAUACCCUGACAAUCCUUUGAUUUUGGGGACGGAAUUCCAGCCUAACAUCCGGGACCCUAAAGUUUGGAAGCACGAGGACACUUACUACAUGGUUCUGGGACAUUCCAUCGAAGAUAAGACAGGAGAGAUCGUUUUGUUCACUUCAAAGGACAAAUUCCAGUGGAAUUACGAGGGUGUUUUAGCCCAAUCGGAUGGAUCUUUGGGCUACAUGUUUGAAUGUCCUGACCUUUUCGAGUUAGAUGGAGAGGCCAUCCUUCUCUUCUCGCCUCAAGGGGUUGAGCCUGAUGGUUACAAAUACAGAAACCUAUACCAAACCGGCUACUUGGUAGGCAAAUUCGACUACAAAACCAACAAGUUCAUUCAAGAGAGGGAAUUUGUCGAGCUGGAUCACGGACACGACUUCUACGCGACUCAGACCUUUGAGCACGAGGGCAGACGGAUCUUAUUCGCGUGGAUGGACAUGUGGGACCAGAACUACCCUGAAGGCGGCGAUGGAUUUACAGGCAUGAUGACCUUACCCAGAAUCCUGACCCUCACCCCAGAAGGCCACGUCCUUCAAAACCCAGCAGAAGAAGUUGAUAACCUUUCUGGUGACAUAGUCUUCUCUGACAACGCAAACCCGAAAACCCCAAUCGUUUUGCCCGAUAAAUCUGCGCGCAUUUGGAUCGAAAGCUCCGGAACUGAAGACUUAGAGGUGUUACUAUCUGCCACAGGUACUAACACUAGCACUGUCAGUAUUAAAUUCGAUUUUGGGGCCGGUUUUGUGAUCCUAGACCGUGGUGGCGACGACGGUGUCAGAAUGGCGCCCUGGACGCCUUCAAAUGGAGAGAAAUUGUUGUGGAGAGUGUAUGUAGAUGCUAGCUCUAUUGAGUUGUUCUGUGGGAAGGGUGAAGCUACGUUCUCGAGCAGGUUUUUCCCCACUUCUGAUGUGGCAGUCAGUGUAGUGACGGGAGAUGUCAGUAAAUUUGAGGUUAAGGCGAUACCCCGUACUCUGCCUAUUACGUCAGGGGAUAAGUGUCUAUAAAUAACAUUUGCUAGUCAGACUAUAGUAAUUUAUAAGCAAUAAAAUGGACAACCGAAAAUU
This is a messenger RNA of Plutella xylostella (diamondback moth), 1619 nucleotides long. Its product is annotated as sucrose-6-phosphate hydrolase. Gene Ontology annotation, cellular component: cytoplasm. Gene Ontology annotation, biological process: carbohydrate metabolic process. Gene Ontology annotation, molecular function: beta-fructofuranosidase activity. The record is from RefSeq and is a predicted model, not a curated record. Lineage: Eukaryota; Metazoa; Arthropoda; Insecta; Lepidoptera; Plutellidae.